This is a messenger RNA of Abrus precatorius (Indian licorice), 828 nucleotides long. Its product is annotated as DNA-directed RNA polymerase II subunit 4. Lineage: Eukaryota; Viridiplantae; Streptophyta; Magnoliopsida; Fabales; Fabaceae. Gene Ontology annotation, biological process: transcription initiation at RNA polymerase II promoter; nuclear-transcribed mRNA catabolic process, deadenylation-dependent decay; positive regulation of translational initiation. Gene Ontology annotation, molecular function: translation initiation factor binding; nucleotide binding. Bases 147 to 563 code for a protein of 138 amino acids. Gene Ontology annotation, cellular component: RNA polymerase II, core complex; P-body. The record is from RefSeq and is a predicted model, not a curated record. The transcript has 6 exons.
ACACCUAUAAAUAUCAGACACUGGGCGUUUGACAUUCCAUGAUAGAAAGGGUUUCGUUCCUUCGCUCCAUCGCUUUUCCCUGUUCUUGUGUUUACAAAUUCUUUUGCUUCUUCUUCUCACUUACCCAGUAAAUCGUUUUCUGAAUCAUGUCUGGGGAAGAGGAAGAAAACGCCGCAGAGCUUAAAAUUGGAGACGAGUUUUUGAAGGCAAAGUGCUUGAUGAACUGUGAAGUUUCAUUGAUUCUUGAACACAAGUAUGAGCAGCUUCAGCAUACAUCUGAUGAUCCCAUGAAUCAAGUUUCUCAGGUAUUUGAAAAGUCAUUGCAGUAUGUGAAGCGUUUCAGCCGCUAUAAAAAUCCUGAUGCUGUUAGACAAGUUAGAGAAAUUCUUGCUAGAUAUCAAUUGGCUGAGUUUGAGCUGUGUGUCCUUGGCAAUCUUUGUCCAGAGACUGUGGAAGAAGCUAUUGCUAUGGUUCCAUCUAUCAAGACAAGAGGACGAGCUCAAGAUGAUGAAGCAAUUGAGAAAAUGUUAAAUGACCUAUCACUGAUUAAGAAAUUUGAAUAAAAAUUUCUGCCAAUUGCCACCGCAAAUUAUGGUUAUUCCUUGAACUUAGUGUGUGCUAUCGUGUCCAUUGUAGAGCGAGAUGUAAUGUUAGUGGUACUGUAUAACAUUUAACUUACUGCGAGCAACCUUGUUCUGUAGUCUUCUAUUACAAAAUUCAUCGUUGGUAAAUUAUACCUCGUUUAUUUUAUUACUUUUAUCACGGAGUUGACAGAACCUGUUAUGAUACUGAUGCAAAUGUAAUUAAUCUUUCUGUGCCCCUCCCAUU